Bombus pyrosoma is the source of this 1603-nucleotide messenger RNA. RefSeq lists its product as uncharacterized. Lineage: Eukaryota; Metazoa; Arthropoda; Insecta; Hymenoptera; Apidae. The record is from RefSeq and is a predicted model, not a curated record. The transcript is spliced from 4 exons. Bases 1 to 1005 code for a protein of 334 amino acids.
AUGUAUGGAUUAUAUCUUUUAGACGUUUACGUGUCCCAAUUAAUGAUAAAUAAGGAGGCGUACACAGACACAGGCGGAUCAACGCUUGUCACGAAAGUCGUGUUCAUUAAUUUCCCAGCCACUGAGAUCUUAGAACGCGAUCGAUCUGUUAAAGACGAUAUAAUUUACAUUUACAAGUUCAAUGGUGGCCAAUCUUUUCAUUUCUUAAUGUCAUGCGAAGAAAUGGUCAAGAAAAUGAAGAGACUUUUUUUAAAAAUUGGCGUUUUUAGACUAGACGACAAUUUUCCUAUUUGUUCCACUCAGACACGUCUUAGAGGCUGUGCAUGUGACUUGGGCAAAGUAUGCGUCGAGGACCCAACACCGUUUGUAUUUAGUGGCCCAUUCGAAUUAGUCGACUCUGGUAACAGUUUUGCUGGUUACUUAGAUCUGGAUGUUACAGUUAUAAAUUUAGGAAGAAGUCUCGUAACUCCAUACGCCCUCGCACCCAAUUGCUUUGUCUUCAAGAGCCACCCCCAGGGACCAGAAUAUAAGUGCAACGCUAAGGAAUUAUCGAAGCUAUCUAAAGGAAUGAGCAUACCGGUCGGAGAUAAUUUAGCGACCAUGGGAAAUCUCAUGAUGGAUAAUCUAUUGGAUACCGCUCCACCGGGCAACCUAAUGAAAGAUAUCGUUGGAAUUUCUCCGGUAGCUGAUUACCUUGCUCUAGGAAGUCCGCCUCCUAAAUUACCGCGCCCACCUUUAGUAGAUCCAACAUUGAUUACGCAUACACUGUGUAUAUCCAAUCGGGAGCGUGCUGCUUGUUCAAAGUUCACGCGAACGUUGGCUAUUAUCCCGCCGCGGACAGUUCCUUUUCGUCGAAGGAUCACAAUAAUUUUCUACCGUACAACUUUGAGAACAUUUAAAUCGGCCGAACCCUCUGCAACAUGUACGUGUAUCCGUAGCACUUACAUAUAUUUACAUCGAAUUAACCUCGGUCAACCUGGGUGGAAACAGGUUGCUUUCCCGUAAUAAUUAUUACACCACUCGAAUUAUAAUUAUUAAUUCCGUACACUGAUUCGAUCGUUCGUCUAAUUAAUUCCGUGCAUUAAUUGACCGCCAUGCUGACACAGAGACGCGUUCACAGAGAUCGAUUGCGUUCAAGCCAAAAAGGAUUACGAGAAGUAUCUUUAAAUUGCUCUCAGUCGUAUCAUUCGAAUUGAAUUAAAUAUACGUCUUGGAACUUUUUCACUCGUCUUUUUCCCCUAAGAAUCUUUCUGAUUAAUGUAGAUAUCAAUUAGGCGCGUAAAUUGAGCCUCGAGAUUGUAAAUUGUUAAAUUAGCUACUGGUUUUGUGUGGCCUGAUGCGAAUAAAUUAAUUAAUCUUAUAACUGUUACCGUAAUUAAUAAUAGUUUCAAAAUAAUUUCGUUUCGCUGGUUGACGAGAUAAAAUAUAUGUUUCCUGCAUGAUUACGAUAAUGAUUUAUCAAGCGAAAUAUGGUUUGUAUCUAUGUGUAGCCGCUUGUUUCGUUUUAUAAUAUAAAUCUAGCACAAGUACAAGUAUACUUACUACGUGCUGUACGAGGUAUAUCGAUAUCGUUAGUAGUUUGUUAACGUGUUAAGUUGAUGUU